CAGUCUCCUCCCCCACCCCAGCGAUUUGGUUCCUCCUACCCGGCAGUCUUUGGGGGACGUUGGGUGAACCCAUUUCUGGGGCGCGGGGGAGCUGCGCUUGACCCCCUCGGCGGUGGGUGGAGCCUGAGCUAGGAACCCGGUUAUGGAGCGCUGGGCCCGCCGGGGAGGAUUGGUCGGUCUGGUACCCACUAUGCCGCUUCCCGUUGCGCUACAGACCCGCUUGGCCAAGAGAGGCAUCCUCAAACAUCUUGAGCCCGAACCGGAGGAAGAGAUCAUUGCCGAGGACUACGACGAUGAUCCUGUGGACUAUGAGGCUACCCGGUUGGAGGGCCUGCCACCAAGUUGGUACAAAGUGUUCGACCCAUCCUGCGGGCUCCCUUACUACUGGAAUGUGGACACAGACCUCGUGUCCUGGCUCUCCCCACAUGACCCCAACUCCGUUGUUACCAAAUCUGCCAAGAAGCUCAGGAGCAGUAACACAGAUGCUGAAGAGAAGCUGGACCGGAGCCAUGAGAAGUCAGACCGGGGCCAUGAGAAGUCAGACCGGGGCCACGAGAAGUCAGAUCGGGGCCACGAGAAGUCAGACCGGGGCCACGAGAAGUUAGACCGGGGCCACGAGAAGUCUGACCGAGACCGAGAGCGAGGCUAUGACAAGGUGGACAGAGAGAGAGAGCGGGACAGGGAUCGGGACCGGGACCGUGGGUAUGACAAGGCAGACCGAGAAGAGAGCAAAGAACGGCGCCACCAUCGCCGGGAGGAGCUAGCUCCCUACCCCAAGAGCAAGAAGGCGGCGAGCCGGAAGGAUGAAGAGUUAGACCCCAUGGACCCCAGCUCGUACUCGGAUGCACCCCGGGGCACGUGGUCAACCGGACUCCCCAAGCGGAACGAGGCCAAGACGGGUGCAGAUACGACAGCAGCUGGGCCCCUCUUCCAGCAGCGCCCCUACCCGUCCCCAGGGGCUGUGCUCAGGGCCAACGCCGAGGCCUCCCGAACCAAGCAACAGGACUGAGCCCCCCGUGCUACCCCCGGGCUUUGUAAUAAAAGCUUUUUGGUGGAUCAUGCC
Messenger RNA from Equus caballus (horse), 1063 nucleotides. RefSeq names its product polyglutamine binding protein 1 (gene PQBP1). Gene Ontology annotation, molecular function: protein binding; lipid binding. NCBI's taxonomy places the organism in Eukaryota, Metazoa, Chordata, Mammalia, Perissodactyla, Equidae. Gene Ontology annotation, cellular component: plasma membrane; cytosol. The record is from RefSeq and is a predicted model, not a curated record.